AUGAGUUUCCCAAAUUUGGCAACAUUAUAUAUCAACAGGUGUCCUGAGAUGAGGAGAUUUUCAGAUGGGAUCGUAACUACCUUAUUGAAGACAAUUUGGGUUGAUGGUAAACACGAAAUACUAGAGACAGAUGUUAAUACAACCUUGGCAAAACUUGUUGAGAAAGUUGAUAAUAAUUCUGAUUUGAGAAAAUUAAGCAAUGAAUCUGCAUCUGUAUGCAAGCUUUGCUUUUACUUCACUCGGUCUUACUCACAUUACAUAAGACAUAACUUGUUUCUCUUUGAUUAUCAGAAAGAAAGAAAGAAGGGAAUUGUGUCUCUACUUACCAUGGAAUUUGUUAUUUCAAUUGGAGCCAAAAUAGCCGAGUAUACAGUUGCACCACUCGGACGGCAGUUGGGUUAUCUGUUUCGCUACACAACCAACGUAACUGAACUCCGGACUCAAUUGGAAGAUUUGAACAAUGCCACUCAAAGAAUGAAACGCCGUAUAAUUGAAGCCUUGAAUAACUGUCAUGAAAUCGAGGCUGAUGUCCAAACAUGGCAGAAGAACGCUGAACAAAUCUCUGGAGAGGCCACCACUUUUCUUAACCCCCAAACUCAUGCAAAGGCCUUGUGCUCUUGUGGAUCCCCUCAUCAUUUGGUGACGCGACACCGACUCAGUAGGAAAGCAAACAAGAUGUCAGUCAAUGUACGUGCAGUGGUCUUGAAGAAUAAAGAAUUUGAUUCCAUGCCAAUAUCCUAUCCUCAACAGCCAGAAGGUUCCUCUGCAACACCAGCGAAAGGGUAUGAGAGUUUUGAUUCGAGGAGCAAAAUUCUGAAGAUCAUAAUGGCAGCUGUGGGAGAUGCUGCUAAUAGGAGGAGCAACAGCAACAGAAUAGGGUUGUACGGAAUGGGUGGGAUUGGCAAAACUAUGCUUGCCAAAGAGAUUGCCAGACUAGCUGAGGAAGAGAAGUUGUUUAGUAAGGUGGUCAUGACAACUGUUUCUCAAACACCAAAUAUAAAAGAGAUUCAACAACAUAUUGCCGAAAAGCUUGGUUUAAAGUUGGACGAGAAAGACAGUACGGGUAAGAGAGCAGAACUACUUCGAAUGCGAAUGAAGCAAGACGAAAGCAAGAUUUUAUUAAUCCUUGAUGAUAUUUGGAAUGAACUUGAUCUAGAAGCAAUCGGGAUCCACGAAGAGUGCAGGAUGGUUAUAACCUCUAGAGAUCAACAAGUUUUACGCAACUUCAUGGGUGUGGCGGAGAGUAAUGUGUUCUUAAUUGGAGCUUUAGAGUCGAGUGAAGCCAUCAAUUUGUUCAUGAAAAUCAUUGGAGACACUAAAAUAGAUUACAUUAAUGAUUUGGCACUUGAGAUUGUUAAUGAAUGUGGAGGCCUGCCAAUUGCCAUUGCAACAGUGGCACAUGCUUUGAAAUACAGAAAGGAGGAGGCCAUAUGGAAGGAUGCAUUGCGACGACUAAAGAGUUCAAAUGUGGAAAAAAAAGUCUACUCCAGCAUUAAGUUGAGUUACGAUUUUCUCGGAAGUCAUGAGGAGGAGGCGAAACCAUUGUUAUUGCUUUGUGCUUUAGUUUGCACGAUGGGUGACCUUCAAGUGGUCGGCGGAAUUAAGAAACUUAACAACCAAAAUUACAACACGUGGUCGAUGCACAUGGAGGCAUAUCUCCAAGGCCAAGACUUAUGGGAGAUCGUUGGUGGCAAUGAAGUCACACAACCAGAGGAUGCAUCCGCUUUAAAGAAAUGGAAGAUUAAAGCGGGCAAAGCCAUGUUUGCGAUUCGGACCACAGUCGAAGAUGAGAUGUUGGAGCACAUCAGGCCGGCGAAGACACCGAAGGAAGCAUGGGAUACUUUUGCAUCGCUGUUCACCAAGAAGAAUGAUACAAGAUUGCAGCUUCUGGAGAAUGAGCUUCUCUCAAUCAGGCAGCGCGACAUGACGAUCAACCAAUACUUCACCAAGGUAAAAUCUCUUUGUCGCGAAAUCUCUGCAUUAGACUCUGGUGCUGGCAUGUCAGAUGCUAGAAUUAGAAGAAUUAUUAUUCAUGGAUUAAGGCCAGAAUAUAGAACUUUUAUUGCUGCAAUACAAGGUUGGCCAAGCCAACCUUCUCUUGUUGAGUUAGAAAACUUGCUAGCUGACCAAGAAGCGUUAGCUAAGCAAACGUCUGGAGUCUCAUUAAAGAGUGACGAAGAAGCACUCUUUAGUAGAGAUAAGAAAGGACGACCCCGACCAAAUACUAGUAGAAAUACUAGAAAACAUGAUGACAAGGAUAGUCAUCAUGGGAGCUCCCAAACAGGGGGAGCUCAGAAUAAAGACAAACGGGAUGGUCAAUCAAAGAACAACAAUAAAUUUGAUGGAAAAUGCUACAACUGUGGCAAGUAUGGCCACAUGGCUAAAAGUUGUUGGUUCAAGAAGAAAACUGCAGAAGGCAAUGCAGCCACAUCAAAUGCAGAAAGAACAAGCGAUGAAGAAUGGGACGCAGAAGCAUCAUUCGCAGUGGAGGAAGAAGAAUUAGCUUUGACAGCUUCUGUUCCAGGAAAGAUCGACUACAAUAACGAUUGGAUAGUCGACUCUGGCUGCUCAAAUCAUAUGACAGGAGAUGAAGAGAAGCUGCAAGAUAUGACAGAAUAUAAAGGUGGUCGCGUUGUGGUGACAGCCAACAACUCAAGAUUACCGAUCGCGCACAUCGGUAAAACAACAAUCAUCCCGAGAUUCAGCCCAAAAGAAGUUUCACUCCAGGAUGUCUACCAUGUACCUGGGAUGAAGAAAAACUUGCUAUCAGUGGCGCAACUUACGGCGACAGGUCACCAUGUCGUAUUCGGUCCUCAAGAUGUCAAGAUCUACCAAGAUCUUGAAAUCUCUGGAACACCGAUGAUGAGAGGACGACGCUUAGAGUCUGUCUAUGUAAUGUCAGCAGAGUCCGCUUAUGUAGACAAGACUCGGAAGAAUGAAACAACAGAUUUGUGGCAUGCAAGGCUAGGACAUGUCAGUUAUCAUAAACUCAAGGUGAUGAUGAAGAAGUCUAUGCUGAAAGGUCUUCCUCAACUUGAGGUCAGAACAGAGACUAUAUGUGCUGGCUGCCAAUACGGUAAGGCGCAUCAAUUACCGUAUGAAGAUUCAAAGUUCAAAGCUAAAGCACCAUUGGAGCUGGUCCAUUCUGACGUGUUUGGGCGAGUCAAACAACCAUCAAUCAGCGGCAUGCGGUACAUGGUUACAUUCAUCGACGACUUCUCAAGGUACGUAUGGGUUUUCUUUAUGAAAGAAAAAUCCGAAACUUUUUCAAAAUUUAAAGAGUUUAAAGAAAUAGUAGAAGGAGAAGUCGGCAAGAAAAUCCAAUGCCUCCGAACAGACAACGGUGGCGAAUAUACCUCAGAUGAAUUUUCUGAGUAUCUUCGAGAAUGCCGCAUACGCCAUCAAUUCACAUGUGCAAAUACGCCACAACAAAAUGGAGUAGCCGAGAGGAAGAAUCGCCAUCUUGCAGAAACAUGUCGAAGCAUGCUACAUGCAAAGAAUGUUCCAGGGAGAUUUUGGGCUGAAGGUAUGAAGACAGCUGCUCAUGUAAUCAAUAAGCUUCCCCAGGCUAAGUUAGGGUUCGUUUCACCCUUUGAAAAACUGUGGGGUUGUAAACCUGCAGUAAAUCACUUUCGAGUAUUUGGUUGUGUGUGCUACGUAUUCGUGCCAAGCCACCUACGUAGCAAAUUCGACAAGAAGGCGAUACGAUGUAUCUUUGUGGGAUACGAUAGCCAACGGAAAGGGUGGAGAUGUUGCGACCCUACAACUGGAAAGUGUUAUACAUCAAGGAAUGUGGUCUUUGAUGAGACAUCAUCAUGGUGGUCAUCGCAAAAGGAAGCAUUACCAGAUUCUAUAGAAAUGGAAGAUGAAUUACAGAAGAAAAUGGGGGAGCAAAUUGUUGAGUUACCUACAACUCAAGAUACAGAUGAAGAAGAAAACACCGAGGAUGAGGCACCUCAGAAUCCAUGGCAAACGGGGGUGCAUCAAAGAGAAGGAGAUGAUGAUAGUCAACCAGAACUUCGGAGAUCAACAAGAGCACGAAAGCCAAAUCCGAAAUAUGCUAAUGCGGCUGUAGCUGAAGAAGAAAAGUUCAGAGAACCAGAGUCAUAUGAAGAGGCAUACCAAAACUCCAAUGUGUAUUGUGGUCAAGUUAAAGUGUUCAAGUCUUGGUGUAAUUGCUUUUACAAUAAUAAAGUAAUUACGUUUUUCACGUGUUGUGGUGUCCAACAUGCUUUACAUAAGGAAGAUGUGGAAAUAGAGGUGGAAGACUUAAUCAGAUACAGCAUGGGUUGGCGCAUGCUUCGAGGCGUCUACACAGUGAAAGAUACAAGAAACAGGGUUAAUUCAUUGGUUGAUUCACUGAAAUCUCAUUGUCUUUUGUUGGAUGGUAGGAGUAAAAGUAGAGUGAAGAUGCAUGAUGUCAUUCGGGAUGUAUGCAUAGUAAUUGCGAAGGAAGAGCAUGGGCAUAGGAUGAUGAAUAAUAUUACUAGUGCUGCUAUGUAUGAAGAAUUUGUAUUCCAUGAAAGACAUAAAGCAUCUAAAGCAAUUUCUUUUCUUGACUAUGAUGAUUAUUACAAUCUUCCUCAAAAAUUGGAUUGUCCUAUGCUAGAAUUACUUCUUCUAUCUAGUGGGUCUUAUUUGGAAUCAAUUCCGAAUGACUUUUUUGAACAAACAGUGCAGCUUAAAGUUUUGGGUAUGAAUGGUACAUGCCUGGGAUCAUUACCUUCGUCUUUUUCUUCUCUUCAAAAUCUUCAAACAUUAUGUCUUCGUUAUUCUUCUCUGGAAGACAUAGCAGUGAUUGGUGAGUUAAAAAACUUAAAAGCUCUUGAUCUAUCCAUGUCCUAUUCCAUUACGCGACUGCCAAAAGAACUAGGAAACUUGCAGCGUUUGCAAGUGCUGGAUCUACGAGGCUGUCAUAAUAUGAAAGUCGUCGAGGCGAAUGUCAUUUCAAAUUUGACACAAAUGGAAGAGCUCUAUCUUCCUCGUACAUUUAAAGGAUGGGAUGGAAUUAUUAAUGAAGAAGGAGAAAUAAGAAAUGCUAGUGUUAUGGAGAUAAAGAGUUUGCAACGGCUGACAACUUUAGAAUUAUAUGUACCAAGUGAACAUGUUUUGGCACAGGGUUUGUUUACUGACAAAUUGGAGAGAUACCAAAUAUGUAUUGGAGUUGAACAUUUCUCUUUUUCCAGAGAUGAAGUUUCAAGAAAGUGGUUGGGCCUAAGCCUCUCUCAAUUGGAUCAAGUGUAUGCACGUGAACUGGUAUCCUUGAUGAGAAGGUCUGAAUGUUUGUCAUUAGCUGGAUCAAUGUCUAUCAACAAUGGUGAUCCGUCUUUGGUUAAUGAAGGUUUUCCUCGAUUAAAGCAUUUGGAAUUUGAUGAUAAUGAUGGGGUCCAAUGUAUCAUUAAUUCGACUGAGGUAGCCUUUCCGUGUUUGGAGUCACUCAGACUUGGAGAUUUAAGAAGCUUGGAAAGCAUUAUAUGUCAUGCCAAUAAACUCCCAAGAGGCUCCUUCAAUGGAUUGAGAAAGGUGGAUGUGAGUGAUUGUGAUAGAUUAAAGAAUUUGUUCCCUUUGUGUGUAGCCAAACUACUUCAUCAAAUUACAGUAAGAUACUGUGAGACGAUGGAAGAGAUCAUAGUGAUCAGAGAAGAUGAUGAUCAGUCGACUUCUUCUUUGCAAUUACGCUGCUUGCAUUUAGAGUCUUUACCAAAGUUGGUCCAAUUCUAUUGCUCCAACCACAGGCCAGCUGAGGAGUCAGAUCAUUCAAAGCCUUUAUUCAGUGAAACAGUUUCUUUUCCUAACUUGGAAGAUUUGAUAAUGAAGGGAAUGAACAUAGAAAUGUUAUGGCCACAACAACUUAUGUUAUCAUCAACAUCAAGUUUUUACAUGCAAAACUUAACAAGCUUAAAAGUAGAAGAGUGCAAUAAUUUAAAGUACCUAUUCUUUUUCUCUCUUGCUCAAAAGUUUGUAAACUUAAAGAGUAUAAAAGUCGAAGAUUGUGAGGCAAUGGAAGACAUAAUAAGAGUAGUGGAUCAACCUGGAGAAACUCACAAUGAUCAUGAUCAGAUGGAAAGGAUUGAUUUGUUCCCUAAAUUAGAAUCUAUUGAGCUUCAUGGCCUUUCAUCCAUCCAAAGAUUUUGUAGUGCGACAGAUUCAUCACCGUGUAUGGUAUUUCCACUCCUAUCACAGCUACUAAUAAAAGAUUGUCCAAAAUUGAAGACAUUAGUUAGGUCACCCACUGCUACUAUACCAACACAACCUCUCUUCAAUGAAAAGGUUUCUUUUCCUAAGAUGGAGCAAUUGAUUGUGGAGAAAAUGAAUACAGAAAAGUUAUGGCCAGAACCACUUAUGGUACCAUCAAGUUGUUGCUUUCAAAACUUGAUACGCUUAAACGUGGGAAUGUGCAAUAAUAUAAGGUAUCUAUUCUCUUCCUCUCUUGCUCAAGAGUUUGUAAACCUCAAGAAAAUAAAAGUCGAAAAGUGUGAGGCAAUGGAAGACAUAAUAAGAGUAGUGGGUCAACCUGGAGAAGAAGAAAGUAGUUAUGAUCAGAUGAAAAGGAUUGAUUUGUUCCCUAAAUUAGAAUCUGUUGAGCUUAAUGACCUUUCAUCCCUCCAAAGAUUUUGUAGUACAACAGAUUCGUCAUUAUGUAAGGUUUCUUUUCCCAACUUGGAGGAUUUGACUAUAAAGGAAAUGGACAUAGAAAUGUUAUGGGCACAACAACUCAUGGUGUCAUCAUCAUCAUCAAGUUCUUUCAUGCAAAACUUAACAAAGUUAAAAGUGAGAGGGUGCAAUAAUAUGAAGUAUUUAUUCUCUUCCUCUCUUGCUCGAAACUUUGGAAGCUUAAAGAGUAUACGAGUUGAAGAUUGUGAGGCAAUGGAAGAUAUAAUAAGAGUAAUGGAUCAACCUGGAGAAGAAGAAAGUACUGAUCAUGAUCAUCAUCAGAUGAAAAGGAUUGAUUUGCUUCCUAAAUUAGAAUCUCUUGGGCUUUAUAACCUUUUAUCCCUCCAAAGAUUUUGUAGUGCUGAAAAGUAUUAUUUUAUGUUUCAGAUUGCAUUUCCCAACUUAAAAGAGUUGGCUGUUUCGCAAUGUAACAAUUUGAAGUCUCUGUUAUCAUCUGCCAUGGCUCGAAAUCUUGUACAACUUGAGAAAUUAAGUAUAUAUGGAUGUGAGAAGAUGGAAGAGGUGAUAGUGAGUGAUGAGGAAUAUUCAUCAUCAUCAUCAUCAUCAUCAUCAGGUGGCAACAAUAUUAAAGCAAUAAUACCAUUUGAAAAACUUAAAUCUCUUAAGCUUAGUAAUCUUCCAAACCUUAUAAGGUUUUGUGAUUUAGGAGAUUAUUGCAUUGAAUGUCCAUUGUUGUUUGAAUUGGAAAUCAUGAAUUGUCCUAAAAUGAAGGAAUUAUUUAUGGGUGAUAAAAAGACAUCAUCAUCAUCAUCAUGUAGUACUACUACUGACAAUAUUAUUGGUGAAGAAAUGGAUAGGAUGGAAUCCACUUCUACUACACAAAGUCUGUUCAAACACAAUAAUAAGGUAAUUGUCCCCAUGCUAAAGACAUUAAAUACAGAUUGGAGUGAAGUUAUUAAGGAGAUAUUUGAGAUGAGUAGUUAUAGUGAUUCAAUAAUAUUGUUUCCUAACCUUCAUAAACUUACGUUGAUCUGCAAAUCUCGUGAUGAACUAAUUGGUGUACCAAAUUUGACAUUCUUCCUUCACAAAUAUCACACAAUUCGUAGGCUUGAAUUGAGUGGCUCCUUUGUGAAUUCAAGUAGUAAUGAUGAUGAUGAUGAUGAUGAAUUGACCAACAACACUACUACUACUCACCUUACAUCUACACCUUCUUCUUUGGAGGAACUACUCAUUAAAGAUGUUGAUAUGGUUGAUGAUGUAUUUGGGGUGGAACCAUCAUCAUCACAUAAUAAUACUAUUGUUCUCUUAUUUCCAAAUUUAAAAUAUGUGAGAUUUCUAGCAUGUAGGAGACUACAGAGCUUUGCACCCUCCUUUAUGUCUUUCCCCAACUUAGAAACUCUGAUAGUAGGGAGAUGCGAUGGGCUGAGGUAUUUAUUGUCUUCCUCAACAGCAGCCACUCUUGUACAAUUGCAACGAAUGGAAAUAACAGAUUGUGAUGAAAUGAAGGAAAUUAUUAUUGAUCAUAAUGGUAAUGAAGAAGAAGAAGACAACAAGAGUAGUACUCAUGAUCAUCACUUCCUAAUUGUUUUCCAGAAUUUGAACCACCUAAAUUUUGACAGUUUGCCCAGUCUCCAAAGCUUCUAUUCAGGAAAUAAAGUUACAAUGAGUUUCCCAAAUUUGGCAGCAUUCUAUAUCAACAAGUGUCCUGAGAUGAGGAGAUUUUCAGAUGGGAUCGUAACUACCUUGUUGAAGACAAUUUGGGUUGAUCAUGGUAAGCAAGAAAUACUAGAGACAGAUGUUAAUACAACCUUGGCAAAACUUGUUGAGAAAGUUGAUAAUGACCCUGAUUUGAGAUCAUAA
Molecule: messenger RNA, 8475 nt
Organism: Cannabis sativa
Lineage: Eukaryota; Viridiplantae; Streptophyta; Magnoliopsida; Rosales; Cannabaceae
Exons: 11
Coding region: 1-8475 (2824 amino acids)
Biological process (GO): DNA integration
Molecular function (GO): zinc ion binding; nucleic acid binding; ATP hydrolysis activity
Source: RefSeq, a predicted model, not a curated record